Messenger RNA from Mus musculus (house mouse), 3183 nucleotides. It is a transcript of the gene Zyx, whose product is annotated as zyxin. Bases 78 to 1772 code for a protein of 564 amino acids. The record is from RefSeq and is marked validated. Lineage: Eukaryota; Metazoa; Chordata; Mammalia; Rodentia; Muridae. Gene Ontology annotation, biological process: integrin-mediated signaling pathway; stress fiber assembly; transforming growth factor beta receptor signaling pathway. The transcript is spliced from 11 exons. Gene Ontology annotation, cellular component: cytoskeleton; nucleus; actin cytoskeleton.
GCAGAGUCCGCGGACUCGGCGCCGAGGCGGUCAUCCGAGACGCGCCUCUCACGCUCCUGCGCGCGCCCGGCCUGGCCAUGGCGGCCCCCCGCCCGCCUCCCGCGAUCUCCGUCUCCGUCUCGGCCCCCGCGUUUUACGCCCCGCAGAAGAAGUUCGCCCCGGUUGUGGCCCCAAAGCCCAAAGUGAAUCCUUUCCGGCCUGGGGACAGCGAGCCUCCUGUAGCAGCCGGGGCCCAAAGAGCGCAGAUGGGUCGGGUGGGCGAGAUCCCACCACCACCCCCGGAAGACUUUCCUUUGCCCCCUCCUCCCCUUAUUGGGGAGGGCGACGACUCAGAGGGUGCCCUGGGAGGUGCCUUCCCACCUCCACCUCCCCCGAUGAUCGAGGAACCAUUCCCCCCUGCUCCUCUGGAGGAGGACAUCUUCCCCUCCCCUCCACCUCCACUGGAGGAGGAGGGAGGGCCUGAGGCCCCUACCCAGCUCCCACCGCAGCCCAGGGAGAAAGUGUGCAGUAUUGACCUGGAGAUUGACUCUCUGUCCUCACUGCUGGACGACAUGACCAAGAACGAUCCCUUCAAAGCCCGGGUAUCAUCCGGAUAUGUACCCCCACCAGUUGCCACUCCAUUUGUUCCCAAGCCUAGUACCAAACCUGCCCCUGGGGGCACAGCACCCUUGCCUCCUUGGAAGACCCCUUCUAGCUCCCAGCCACCACCUCAGCCGCAGGCCAAGCCUCAGGUCCAGCUCCAUGUCCAGCCUCAGGCCAAGCCCCAUGUCCAACCCCAGCCUGUGUCUUCUGCUAAUACACAGCCCCGGGGUCCCCUUUCUCAGGCACCAACUCCAGCACCUAAGUUUGCUCCAGUGGCUCCUAAAUUUACUCCCGUGGUUUCCAAGUUCAGCCCUGGUGCUCCAAGUGGACCUGGGCCACAGCCCAAUCAAAAAAUGGUGCCUCCGGAUGCUCCUUCUUCUGUGAGCACAGGCUCCCCUCAGCCCCCUAGCUUCACCUAUGCUCAGCAGAAGGAGAAGCCCCUAGUUCAAGAGAAGCAGCACCCACAGCCUCCACCAGCUCAAAACCAAAACCAGGUACGCUCUCCUGGAGGCCCAGGCCCCUUGACCCUGAAGGAGGUAGAGGAGUUGGAGCAGCUGACCCAGCAGCUGAUGCAGGACAUGGAACACCCUCAGAGGCAGAGCGUGGCAGUGAAUGAGUCCUGUGGCAAAUGCAAUCAGCCACUGGCCCGUGCACAGCCUGCGGUUCGUGCACUGGGACAACUGUUCCACAUCACCUGCUUCACUUGCCAUCAGUGUCAGCAGCAGCUGCAGGGACAGCAGUUCUAUAGCCUGGAGGGAGCACCAUAUUGUGAGGGCUGCUACACCGACACUUUGGAGAAGUGCAACACCUGUGGGCAGCCCAUCACUGACCGCAUGCUGAGGGCCACUGGCAAAGCCUACCACCCACAGUGCUUCACCUGUGUGGUCUGCGCCUGUCCCCUGGAGGGCACCUCCUUCAUUGUGGACCAGGCCAAUCAGCCCCACUGUGUCCCUGACUAUCACAAGCAAUACGCUCCAAGGUGCUCCGUCUGCUCGGAGCCAAUCAUGCCUGAGCCUGGCCGAGACGAGACUGUGCGAGUAGUGGCGCUGGAUAAGAACUUUCAUAUGAAGUGUUACAAGUGUGAGGACUGUGGGAAACCUCUGUCCAUUGAGGCAGAUGACAACGGCUGUUUCCCUCUGGAUGGCCACGUCCUUUGUCGGAAGUGCCACUCCGCUAGAGCCCAGACCUGAGUUGAGAUGGACCUCCUUCCAGACCACAGGUCCCUGUGGAAAAGGAAAGGAAGCCGUGAGUCUAGAGGCUCAGACCUCAGCCACCCUCCCGUGCCCGUGCUGCCUGGCCCCGGAGUUCUCACUCAGCCGUCAGCUCCAGCACACACUCCAUGGUGUCCAGCCCAGCCGAACGGAAGUGCAGGAUGUAGCGCUUCAUGCGUAUGGAUUCAAGCCACUCAGAGACACUUCGAUAAGGGAUCCCAUCAGAGCCACUCAGGCUGGGCAGGCGUAAGGUCACCCUGUGGGAAACAGGGUACCCUGUUUGUACCCCUUAAGUAGAGGAGCUGGUUGGCCCGGGCCACCACAUUGCAGCCAGCACGGAGUCAGAUGCUUACAUACAGCUCAUCUAGGCUGCACAUAAACUGGCUGUUACCUGAGCUGACUUCCUGGCCUGUUUUCCUGGUAUGCUCAAAGUGGCAGGCAGGCAGCAGACUGACCUGUUCCAUGGGUAGAUCUAGAGAGUGUGGUUGCCCUGGCCAUCCCUAGUGAAGCAAACCCUUUAGUCAUGAAUGCUUCUUGACUGAGAUAAAUCAGAAGGGGCCAACAGCAAGGUGCUCCCUUCUCCUAAGAUGGCCACCUAGGAGCAGCCCUCACUUGCCAUAUUCGACCCUGACUGUUAUUCUUACACUCUGAUAACCACAAUACAAUGAGUGUUCCUGUAGGAAAGCCAGCCAGAGCCAAAAACCAUUAGCAAAGUAAAUCUGCUGGGGGAAAAAAUAUCCAGCAUUCCAGAAAGAUUAGCACACACAGUCUCCAGCGUCCGAGGGAGUUGUGCUCCAAAAGAUAGUCUCAAAAGUUGGAACAUGGAAAACAGUUUCUUCCAGAAACAAGGUUAUAUAUGGUGGGUUUGAUAAACGGGCCAGUACACUGUGCUGCCUUACCCGAUAAAGCACCUCAAGUCCAGCCUCGCCUGGCUCCCAGGCUUGACUCCCUCCUUCCACUUCAUUCUCUAAAUUCUGGCCAUGGUUUUGAACAAAUAACAGUUUUGGGAAACUGGUCACCAUCUCUUGUUCUCACAAAGUGCUCCCUUCUCAGCAGGGCUGGUCCUUUGUCUUGACCUUGGCUGCCUCCCUCCCGUUCUCAGGAGUGCAGCCUCUGACCUGGAUGCUGCCAUUGUUCUGUACUGUCUGAUCUGUCGUCUCUCAGCCCUGGCCGACUGGCCAUGUAGUCAGAGGCCUCCUCAGACUCCUUCCUGUUCCUACCCUAAUCUAGCUGCCUAUGCUCUCAGGAGUAGGUUCCAGGCUGUAGCCAAAAGCUUGUACUAGUAGGUCCUCCAAGAUAUGUGACAUCUGUGAAUCUUUCCUUCAUGUUUGAAAAUAUAUAUGUGGGGGAAGGAAAAUAUACCAAAUUCUAGAUGGUCAGAGGAACACCA